Caenorhabditis bovis is the source of this 948-nucleotide messenger RNA. The record is from the annotation of a GenBank genome assembly. Lineage: Eukaryota; Metazoa; Nematoda; Chromadorea; Rhabditida; Rhabditidae.
AUGAAUUUGUACAUUGGACCAUUCGAGGCUUGUAGACGCCUUGUGCCAUAUACGGUGAAAGCUGCAAGACAAAUUGACGAGUAUAUCAUCGAAUGUGACUUUGAUCAUUAUUAUACUUGUCCGCGAAAUUAUCUUCAAUUAUAUGACAAAUGCUAUUUGAUACCGGAAAAUGCAACAAAUUAUUAUGGAAUCAACAAAACGUGUGGAGAAAAUUUCAAAUUGGCGAAACUCGACAGAAUCGAUCUGAUUGGAAUUGUUGAGAGAGUAUUCAGACCAUCGACUUCAGUUUGGAUGGAUUUUCUCACGAAUUAUGAGGGAAUUUACUCUGAAAAUAUUCAUAAAUCUGAUGAUCUCCGAGAUGACGAUGAAUAUUUCGAUUGGAGGGAACAAUUUAAUGGGAAAUUUGGGUAUAUCAAACCACUUGAUAUCAAAGAUGACAAUAUUCUAUUUAUAUGCGAAAAACCAUACAAAGAUUCAUAUUCUGCUGUUAAUGGAGAUGUUGGAAGAUACUCCGAGAUAUUCUUUAAUGAAUACGCACUACCGAAUAAUGAAGUUUAUCCGACAUUUGGAAAAUAUGGAGGUUCGAAUUAUCUGAGUGGAAUAACUCCAGAAGAGGACAGAGUGUGCAAAAAAUUGAUGGAUUCAUUUUCUGAUUUCGGACAUCAUCAGUUCAUUAAAUUCAACGAGGAUCAUUCUUUGAAACUCUCAAUUCCUUCCAAUUAUCUCUCACAAACCAAAUAUGUUCACACCGGAAUUAAAGAAGCAAAUCCAAUCCGUUCAUGUGAUGAAAUCGAAAAGGAAGAGAUUUGUAAUGCGAGAAGGAAUAUGACGGCAUCGAAAAUAAUAAUAGCGGAUAAAGGAAAUUGGCAAUUAACAUCGGCUCCUUUCGGCCAACGAUCUCCAAUGUAUUGCCAGUCACGUAAGAAUCCCAGAAAGAAGAAAUCGUAA